AGCGCUCUACAGACGGCUCUAUUUUCCAGCUUAUUUAAACGCGUUAGCGUGCAGGCUGGCGCUGCACGGAAGGGGUCGGGGAGGAAAAGCCUUUGGAGCAUCCUCGGGGAAGCACGUGCCUCGGGGGGGCUGGGUGCCGGGCAUCCCGCGGGAGCGGGGCUGGCCGGGGCAGCUCGGCUGGCCACGGCCUCGCUGGGAGCCGCGUCCCUCCGAGGAUUUCACACGCCACCAUGCCAGCCCAGCAGAAGAAAAUCACCUUUUGCGUAGCCGGGGUGCUGAGCUUCGCUUGCGCGCUGGGGACGGCGGCAGCCAUCGGCACGCAGCGGUGGGUCAGGGGGACGAUCCUCUGCCAGACGGGAGCCCUGCUCGUCAACGCCACCGGCCAGGAGCUGGAGAAGUUCAUCGGCGAAAUCCAGUACGGGCUUUUCCACGGCGAGCGCGUGCGGCAGUGCGGGCUCGGGGGGAGACCUUUCCAGUUCUCAUUUUUUCCAGAUUUGCUCAAAGUUAUCCCUGCAAGCAUCCAUGUUAGUGUCAUUCUCUUCUGUACAGUACUGAUCGUCUUUGCUCUGGUGGGAGCAGGUUUCUUCAUGUUCAAUGCUUUUGGCAGACCUUACGAAACGCUGCACGGCCCCGUCGGGUUGUACCUCUGGAGCUUCAUCGCCUGUUCCUGUGGUUGCCUCAUCAUGAUUCUCUUCUCUUCAGAAGUGAAGAUCCACCACCUUUCAGAGAAAAUUGCUAAUUUCAAGGAGGCAAGUUUUACAUUCAAGACUCACAGUGAACAGUUUGCAGAUUCAUUCUGGAUCAUCCUGGUUUGCUCCCUGGUGCACUUCCUGAACGCCCUGCUAAUACGAUUUGCUGGAUUUGAAUUUCCCUUUACAAAAUCAAAAGAUUCAGGGACAAUCACUGGAGCAGUUGACCUGAUGUAUUAGAGUUGCAUAAUUUAAGAACACUUCAACAAAGAGGUUCAUCACCUCUACAUUCAACAACCACCAGAGGUACUACCUUGUAAAUUAUUAGCUCUAAAGAAGUUUUAAAAAGUGAAGGUUUCAAAUAAGCAUCAUUAUGGCACAUGCAGUAAACAAAGGGCGACAUGCUAUUUGGUAAUGUCUAGAUCAAAAUACCCUCUCUUCCUUGGUGUAAGACCUUCUGAAAACAUUUGUCUUUUUUCCUAGUAAGUUAUUUGAAAAGUAGCUGGUAUGAAGAAAACUAGGAAUAUCGAUACCAGUGAACUGGAUCUGGAAAGUAAAAUAAAUGGGUUGCAACAGAGGCGCAGACUAUCACCAGCAGCAGCUUUGCCCUUUCGCCCCUGUGAAGGCGAGGGCGCAGUGGUUACCACGCCAGGGCCGUGGAGGACAAGGCUGCCCAGCAAAUCUACAGCCAUCAAACAAGAAAAGGGGGCCAGGGCUUUGCUCCUGCCACCCAUCAGGCUCCAUCUCAAAAGCACAGCGCUCAGAAGGAACACGACGCUGUACCAGGUGCUUGCAGGACAAAACCCAAACACCUGAACCCACCGCAUCCGCCUUAACCUAGCGCCACGUGCACGGCAACAUCCCCAUUUCUGCCCGCAGAGCUCCCACCUGGGCUCUUUAGUUUUAAGAAGCCAGACUACGACUCUCUGACCCCAAAGUCCAAAGAGCCCUCAUUGCCCCGUGUGAUCACCGGAGCUGGGGGCUUCGCAGCCUCGGUUCAGGAGCUGCACGCAGCAAAGCGGGAUGCAGGGGGAUGCAGCAUGCUCCCCCCUGCUCGCCUCGGGGAGGCUGACCCCCCCCAAUAGCACACAGAGCCGGGGCACUUCCCAGCACAGAGCAGCAGGAACAAGACCACUGCACCCCCCAAAUCCCCACGGCCAUCAGCGUGGAGAAUCCUGCCCAGAAGACAGCCCUGCAAACUCUCAUCAAACAACACAAACAAAGUGAAAACCUUUGGCAAAGGGCUGCAAAGGAAUAACAGAGCAGAGGGGCUUACAAGGCACGCUGCAGCCCCAGAGAGCCUGAUGAAUGCAUCCAUGAGGUUCCCUACCUCAAGGCGUGUAGGAAGCCAGAACAGAUGAACACGUCGGCCCUUGCACCCUUACACUCCCGCAGGUCAGUUAAAGCAGCGAGUUAAAGCACUCACCCCAGGUGCAGCUGAGCCAGCCCAGGAGAGCAGCGCGACACCAACCCCAGCCCCGCCGGCAUCACCGGUGCCUUGGGGAUGAGGCACAGCCUGGGGGACAUAGAGGGGACCUCCAAAGCCGACCCAAGAGGAGGUGCCAGGGGACAACUGCUGCCCCAGCCACCCAUUUAUCUGCUGGGGCUGCAGCUGCAGGUGAGGAGCGAUCAAUCCAUCCCACCCAGCUGCAGGUGAGGAGCCGUCCCACCCAGCACCCAUGGAGCCACCUGUGGUGAAAAUCAGCCCCGGCACCUCCCAGGACUUGCCUCUGCUUCAAGCUCUAGUGACUUACAAGACGACAUCACUGACUUUUAUGCCAUUUUUUUAUACCUUUACUAUGAAUGGCAAACCAUGGCUGGGUUUUUUUGUAAAAGGUUUGUCAACCAUAUGCCUGCUCCACCAACCCUUCCACAAAGCAGCUCGGCCUCCCCACGCCCUACCCUAGCUCCCUAGGCUUCAGCAACGUGUAAGGGCUACUGCCGGCUGCCACGACCCCCAACUUAUUUUCAUCAUUUUCUUCUUAAUUAAUGUGCAUAUUCUUCUUAAUGUUAAUGUAUCUUAACACAUAAUUUGUAUUACAACUCAUGGUAUUCUCUACUAUACAAUCAGUGAUAAGGAGUGAUGUUUCAUCCUUCUUGUUCCUGGUGUUUCAUGAAGCCGCUCUGCCUGGCGGCUCUGUAGCAGCUUUGGCAAUCGGCAGCGGACAGGAUCGGAUGUGCUGGAUUGAUGUACAGGAUUGGAUGUACAGGAUCGAUGUACAGGAUUGAUGUACAGGAUUGGAUGUACAGGAUCGAUGUACAGGAUUGAUGUACAGGAUCAACGUGCAGGAUCAAUGUACAGGAUCGGACGUACUGGAUCGAUGUACAGACUACUCACAUGCGUGUAUCUCUGAGCGAUCCUUGCCAGUCCCGAGGAAGGAUCCGGCCCCGGGGUAUCACAUAUGGGGUUCCCAGACCUCAGCACAGCCCAUAAACCCGGCCCCGCCCCAUCUGCUGUGCCGGGGGGAGCUGCCCCCACCCGGGGCGUGGGGCCCACGGGGCAUCACUUCCCAAAGAGCCUGGUGCCACCGCUCCCCCCGCACCCCACCCCGCUCACCAGCAUGAGGCCAGCUGUUAUUUUCAUUCCUAUGCCGUUCCCAAGAAAAACAUAACAACUUCUUACCAGAAAAAUAAAACUGAGACGGCAUUUGUGUGUUUGACCAGCUGAAAGCGACAGUUAGAGCAAGCGUGAGCUGCUCAGCUUGCGCCCCUGGAUGAGCACCAGCACGUACUCUGAGGCCCACUUGUAAUCUAUGAGCAUCAGCUAAAGAAGUUUUGACCUGUUUCAUAUCUAGACUAGCAUAUUUCAUGAUUUAAAAAAGCAACAAAAAUUGUAUAGUGAGGAGAAAUAGGUAAAAAUAUCUUGAAGGUUCUUGAAAAAAUCAGAU
Messenger RNA from Tyto alba (common barn owl), 3577 nucleotides. RefSeq names its product clarin 1 (gene CLRN1). NCBI's taxonomy places the organism in Eukaryota, Metazoa, Chordata, Aves, Strigiformes, Tytonidae. The record is from RefSeq and is a predicted model, not a curated record. The coding region runs from base 231 to 929 and encodes 232 amino acids. The transcript is spliced from 3 exons. Gene Ontology annotation, biological process: equilibrioception; sensory perception of sound.